AUGUCUAGAGACCCACACGAUGAUGAACUGCCGAGCUAUGAGGAGGUGAUCAAAGAAGAGGAGAGAUUGCAAGGCCAACCACCACGACCACCGAGACCGAUAUCCAGCGCAACCCAGAGGCCCCAACAGAGGCCCCAACAGAGGCCCUCGACCGUGCCAUCUGCGUCUUCGUCCCAUACGCAUGGUCGCGUUCAUUCUCAUACGCCUUCGAGUUCCUAUGUCCGCCCUCCACCGAAACCACAGCAGAAUCCAAGCUUGCCAUGGACAUACCCUUCUGGGUUUUACUGUUCUAAAUGUGGAAAUACCGGCUACAAAAUGAAGAAUGGACGAUCUUGUAAAUCGUGUUGGAGAAGAUUUGCACCUCAAAACAACAUAGUUGCUGCACCAACAUAUUACACAAACUACACGAUGCCCGUAUACACUAGCGCAUGGCAGGGUAACCGGCCAUUGUGCGUUCAACCGGGAGACCCUCGCCUUGGAGGCAUCUUAUGUGGAGAAUGUAGAGGGUCUGGACGUACCAGGUUUCUAUUAGAUGAAGAUAUAUGUCCUCUGUGCCACGGUGUAGGCAGAAUUAUAACCCAACCUCAACGCUAUUAA
Saccharomyces mikatae IFO 1815 is the source of this 597-nucleotide messenger RNA. RefSeq names its product Hua1p (gene HUA1). The transcript has a single exon. NCBI's taxonomy places the organism in Eukaryota, Fungi, Ascomycota, Saccharomycetes, Saccharomycetales, Saccharomycetaceae. The coding region runs from base 1 to 597 and encodes 198 amino acids. Gene Ontology annotation, cellular component: cytoplasm. The record is from RefSeq and is a predicted model, not a curated record.